Molecule: messenger RNA, 1809 nt
Organism: Salmo salar (Atlantic salmon)
Lineage: Eukaryota; Metazoa; Chordata; Actinopteri; Salmoniformes; Salmonidae
Biological process (GO): nuclear mRNA surveillance of mRNA 3'-end processing; nuclear polyadenylation-dependent snoRNA catabolic process; nuclear polyadenylation-dependent CUT catabolic process
Cellular component (GO): TRAMP complex
Molecular function (GO): RNA binding; zinc ion binding
Source: RefSeq, a predicted model, not a curated record
UAAUGGGGAGAAACCCCGGGAACAUUAUUACCCGAAGUCUGUCCAACACCGAAACGGGAGAUCUGUCACACCUUGCCAUCAGAGUGUGAUGAUGAUGGGCUGCAAGAAUGAUGAGGAAGAGGGUGGUAAUAAAGACAACAGAUUCUACAUCGAGGCCUCCAGCAGCUCAGAAGGUGAGCUGGGGUUUAGUCAAUAUAAACAGUCCAGCUCACAGAGAGCUCCCCAGGCCACUGGAGGAAACUCUCCCCUCGUUCUGGCCUUCCGUCUCUCGUCUGGCCGGGCUCUACGGGACGUGUCGUCACUGGACAGUAGCCCAAGCCCAACCUCCAGGCGAAGCCUCCACUCAGAGUGGGACCAGGACCUGGAGUAUGAUGACGAACCCCUAGAGGAGUGGAUGAUCCUGGGAGGAGAGGAGCAGGAGGGAGACGGGGACAUCCAGCUCAACCUGGGGUACUGGAGCAGCAGCUCGGAGUCGCAUUCUGGAACAGAGGAUGAAGAACUGAAUGCAAAAUAUGCUCUCAAACACAACUGGGCCAUAAUAGAGAAGGACAAGCCACGCCCAUACCGCUACUUCACCUCUGACCAGAGCCUCACCUGUCACAACUGCAACAAGACUGGACACCUGGCCAAGGGCUGUACCACCCCGAGGAGGCAACCCACCUGUGUGUUGUGUGGGCUCCAGGGCCAUGUCCAGAGGGGCUGUCCAGGCCGGCACUGCCACAGCUGUGGGCUCCCCUCACACGGGUACCAGCCCUGCCCUGAACCCCCUUUCUGGAACCAGCACUGCCACCGCUGUGGGAUGGCUGGCCACCUAUCAGACGCUUGUCCGGAUACAUGGAGGCAAUUCCACUUCACAACUCAGCAGGAGGUUCCCCUCAGGCCACACGUUGACCACACCCACAAACAACACAGACACACCGCUCACUGCUACAACUGCUCCAGGAGAGGACACCUCGGCCAUGAGUGUACUCAGAGGAGGAUGGUCAGUGGGACGUUUGCCUCGCUCCCCUACGUCUGUCACUACGACAACAAGCAGGACAUCAUCAAAUUGAACACCAGGAUACACAGAAAAGCCAGAGAGCUACAGGAGGAGGGUUUCAUGCCUCUGUUAGAGCGCCAGAGGACCUACGUGACACCAGUGGGCAGUAGUGAAGAGGAGCGGCCCUCCCCAGCUCCAGGGCGGAGGAGAAGCCUGGAAGGCAGGAGGAAGACGUGGCCGGAGAGACGCAAGGAGAGACGGGAGGUGAAGAAGCUGAGGAGAGAGGCCCAAGCCAGGAGAGCGGUUGGGACGACCAAAUGGGGCUCAGACGAGGUUGUUUACACCAGGGACCACUUUAAGAACCCCCACAGAGAACCCAUACCUCCCCCUCAGAAGAAGAGACGCCGUGAGGAAAGGAGGGAGAGCAGGAGUGAGGAGAGGAGUAUGAAGGGCCGAAGUAAAGAGAGGAGUAGGAAGAAUAGAGAAGCAGAGAGGUGGAAGAAGAGAGGAGGGCUGAAGCGUGGGUACCUGUACCCCCGUGAUGACUUGGGACCCAUGAAUGAUUACCUCCUCUCCCCCCAAAAUAGGGUGCGGAUUUCAUAAGAAUUAAGAGAUGUUGUGUUUGUAUUGUAUUCCAUUAUGUUUGAAUUGCUGAUGAGUGUCUUUUAGUCAAGUUUUAUGGACAAAUGUGGGUUUUAUUCUUUUGUGGUAGAAAUGGCUGGGUUGUGACAUUGCAGGACACUGUUGGAGUAUAGGAAAGGUUAAACAAAUAUAUUUUUAAACGUAUUCACCCUACUUGAAUGAUUGACAAAUAAAGCAUUAGGCUAGGG